This is a messenger RNA of Epinephelus lanceolatus (giant grouper), 2185 nucleotides long. Its product is annotated as PRELI domain-containing protein 1, mitochondrial-like. Gene Ontology annotation, cellular component: mitochondrial intermembrane space. The record is from RefSeq and is a predicted model, not a curated record. NCBI's taxonomy places the organism in Eukaryota, Metazoa, Chordata, Actinopteri, Perciformes, Serranidae.
CCUCUGCUGGAGGACACUGUGAAGUACACACUUAUUGUUGUUAUGAUCAGCUGACAGGAGUUUAUCUGUCUUUUCUCUGCAGCUGUAAAUCUGAACGGAACCAACCUGCUGAGUUUUACUCAUCAUGUUUUCAGUCUGCAGCUCCUCCAGGAUUUAACAGCGAGCUGCUCCUCAUCAGCCUGCUGCAGCACCUGAAUGAGUCGGCCGUGACAUGGGGAGGUAUUUCCACAGUGAGGUCGACAUUAAGAGUCCGUGGCAUCAGGUGCUGGCUGCCUUCUGGCAGCGCUACCCGAACCCUUACAGUGCCCACGUCCUCACUGAGGACGUCCUGUACCGUGAGGUCACCCCCAACAACCACCUGUUGUCACGGCGACUGCUGACCAAGACCAACCGGCUGCCGGGCUGGGCGGAGCGCGUCUUCCCUGCUCACAUGGCCCGGGCCGUCUACGUCCUGGAGGACUCCAUCGUCGACCCGCAGACGCACACGCUCAUCACCAAGACCUGGAACCUGAACCACAACACGCUGAUGACGGUGGUGGAGUGCUGUUUGUUUGAGGAGGACCGCAGUCGGCCAUCUUGGACCAAACUAAGGAGGGAGGCCUGGAUCCUGUCUGCUGUCUACGGCCUGGCCCGACCCAUACAGGAGUUUGGACUCGCCAGGUUUAAAAGUAACCAAGCCAAAGCCAUGAAGGGGCUGGAGUACGCUCUGUCCAACAUGCAGAUAGCUGAGGCCCCGCCUCAUCUCCACGGCGACCAGGGAGAGUCGUCAGAGAAGCACAAGCCCCUCCCACCACAGGCCACACCCACCUCCACCCAGAAGCCCAAGCAGUUUGUUUGAACUUCUUCCUCUGCUGUUAAAUAGAAAUCCUGCCUCCAUAGAUAAUCAGGAUAAUCAGUACGAAGGGGGCGGGGCAACAACUCCACCUCAGCUGUGAUUGGUUGCAUUGUGAUGUCAGUCUUCACAGGAAGAGUGCUGCUUUUUAAUUUGACUGAAAUGAUGAAUGAACUACAAUCAUUCCCAGAAUCCCUUGGGACUGAUUUACACUGUCGUCCUGAUUGUUAUUUUAAAUUCUUUUAUUUGAUUCAGUUUUUUUCCUUUUUCAGUUGAAUCUGUAGUUUUUAAUUUUUAGGCAGUUGAGGCUUCUGUAUUUAGAACGAUAUCUAGAAAUCUCUUUAUUAGGAAAUAAACUUAACAAUAGUCAGAAUUUCUUCUGCAGGAUUUCAGUUUUUCUAAUGUUAAAUAUUCUGACAUUUUAAAACAUUUGCAUUCAUUUCCUUUUAUAGUAACUUUUUUAUUUUAAUAUUAACUUUUUUCACUAUGAAUUAUUUUAAUAAUUAACUAUUUUGCUCUCACUUUGUCAUUUUGCAAAUGUUUCACUGCUGAUUAUAUUUUAAAAUCAUUACAUUUUAUUUUCUGUAUUUUUUUCUAAGUUAUUAUUUUUAUAUUUGUUUUUUUAUUUUGUAUUGUUUUAUUCAGAUUCAGUGAUUUUUUUUCUAAUUUUCUUUGUCAUUCUUCAAAUGUUUCCAUGAUGAUUUGAUUUUGAAAUCAUUACAAUUUAUUUUUAUUGUUUAUAUUUACUUUUAAAAAUUAUGUUCUUAAUUAUUUUAUUUAAUAAUGAGGGGUUUUUUUUCAGUCAUUUUGCUGAAAGAAUUUUAAAACUGUUACAUAUUAUUUUGUAUUUUUGUAGCCAAUCAGAAAAUGAAGCAUUAUAGCAAUAGAUUUAUUUCUGUACAUUAAUGUUGCAUCAGAUCAGAUCUGUGGUCAGUUUAGAGCAGAGUUAUUAUAGUUUUGUAUUUUUAACAUUUAAACUGUUGAGCUUUUAUUAGCUUGAGUAUUUUUGUUUUUAUUAUAACAUGGGGGGAGUCAGCAGGCAGAUUAAAGAAGUUCUUAUUUUUAUUUUAUUUUAUUUUAGUUUGAAUAAUAUCACUUCAGUUACCUUCCUUUUCUUUUAAGUCUUUUUCAUUUAUUUUUACAUUGAGAGAACUAAAAUGUUUUUCACACCUAGUUUUAGCUUUUAGUUUGAGUUCACUAUAAUAACUGGUUUAGUUAGACGCAUGUUUCCUGCGGUCAUGUGACCAGCUCAGCAGCACGACGCCCUCUGGUGGUCAGACCCUGAUAUUACACUGGUUACUGUAGCAACAUCAUCAACUCAAUAAAUGACUGUUAUGUUUUGUAAACACCUCA